Messenger RNA from Microthlaspi erraticum, 1884 nucleotides. The record is from the annotation of a GenBank genome assembly. NCBI's taxonomy places the organism in Eukaryota, Viridiplantae, Streptophyta, Magnoliopsida, Brassicales, Brassicaceae.
AUGAAUUCAGAAUCUGCAGACCUGAAGAGCUCUGGAGUUGGUACUGAAUCUACUGAUGCUGAUAAAAUCUGUAACAAAAGGAUUGUAGUUCCACAUAAAGUAGUCACAUUAGCCAACAAUUUCGAGAAGAAAGACCGUUCCUGGUAUGUCAAGUCUAAAAUCCCUAAUGAUCUGUCAAUUCAAGUAGAUGACAUUACCUUCCACGCACACAAGUUUCCUUUGAUCUCCAAAUGUGGUUACAUAAGCAAUAACAUUGAGCUACAAGCUUCACCUUCUGAAGACAUAUAUCAUCUCAAGCUUGAAAACUUCCCAGGUGGAGCAGAAACGUUUGAGACCAUUCUCAAAUUCUGCUACGGUCUUCCUUUGGACUUGACUCCUCUCAACGUAGCACCACUUAGAUGCGCAUCUGAAUACUUGUACAUGACUGAAGAAUUUGAAGACGGAAACCUAAUCUCAAAGACAGAGGCUUUCAUUACUUUUGUAGUACUUUCCUCAUGGAGAGACACACUCACUGUUCUCAAAUCAUGUGCAAGCUUAUCUCCAUGGUCUGAAAACCUCCAAAUUGUAAGAAGAUGCUGUGACUUGCUUGCUUGGAAAGCAUGCAAGGACAACAACAACAUACCAGAAGAUGAUGUAGUAGAUAGCAACAACGAAAGAUGUUUGUUCAAUGAUUUAGCCACACUUCAAAUUGAUCACUUCAUGAGGGUUGUAACCAGUGUGAAAGCAAGACGAGCCAAACCAGAGAUUAUAGGUAGAAUCAUCGUGAAGUACGCAGAGAAAUGGUUGCCGCUAAUCGAUGAGGAUUUGGAAGGAGUAAGAGUUUACGGUUUAGGAAAAAAUGAGUUGCAGUUUAGUGUGAACAGAGUCAAAACAGAGCAUCAAGAACAAAAGGGGAUUAUCGAAAGCAUAGUAAGCGUGCUUCCUACACAAUCAGGAGCAGUGUCUUGCAAGUUUCUGCUAAGGUUGCUGAAAACUGCGAUGGUUUACUCUGCAUCACCAGCUUUGAUAUCUGAUCUUGAGAAGCGAGUAGGCAUGGCGUUGGAAGAUGCUGAUGUAUGUGACCUCCUGAUUCCUAACUUCAAGAAGCAAGAUCAACAGAAAGGAGCCAGCUCACUUGAGGUAUACGCAAUGUACAAUGUGGAUGUGGUUUACAGGAUUCUUGAGUAUUUCUUUAUGCAUGAGCAGCAGCAACAACAGCAAGAGUUACCAGGAAAGCCAAGCAUAACAAAGCUCUUGGACAGUUACUUAGCCGAGAUUGCUAAAGAUCCAUGUCUGCCUAUCACCAAGUUUCAGGUUCUAGCAGAAGCGUUGCCUGAAAAUGCUUGGAAAUGCCAUGACGGCCUCUAUAGAGCAAUUGAUAUGUUCUUCAAGACUCAUCCUUUACUAUCAGAGCAUGAAAUAAGACGAUUGUGCAAAACAAUGAACUGUGAGAAACUAUCACUUGAUGCGUGCCUACACGCUGCACAAAAUGAUCGCUUGCCUCUGAGAACUAUAGUCCAGAUCAAUACUCAGGUGCUUUUCUCGGAACAAGUGAAGAUGAGGAUGAUGAUGCAAGACAAGAAACCAGAGACGACCAAGGAAGAAAAUUCUGGAGGUCGUGAGGAUGAAAGAGUAUCUAGAGAUGAUGAGAUCAAGACACUAAAGGAAGAUCUGGAUAAUGUGAAGAAGAAGAUGGCAGAGCUUCAGAAUGAUUACAGUGAGCUUCAACAAGAGUACGAAGCGCUAAGUAGCAAACAGAAGAGCUCACAGAACUGGGGAAUGCGCUGGCAGAAGAUGAAGAAAUCGUUCCAGACAAAACACGAAGACGAUGAGACAAGAGACAGGUCACGAAGAAGUUCUACGGGACCAAGAACCAGCUUCAGGCGAAGAAUGUCGACGUCAUAA